Molecule: messenger RNA, 441 nt
Organism: Desarmillaria tabescens
Lineage: Eukaryota; Fungi; Basidiomycota; Agaricomycetes; Agaricales; Physalacriaceae
Product: ricin B-like lectin
Exons: 4
Coding region: 1-441 (146 amino acids)
Source: RefSeq, a predicted model, not a curated record
AUGUCGGUAGAAUCUGGUUUCACGUACAAGAUAAGGAAUGUUAAAUCUGGGACGGUCUUGGAUCUCUCCGGUGUGGAUAACAGAGCGAUCAUUGGAUACCCUGACCACAACGGCGCCAACCAACAGUGGACCCUUACAUGGACUGGUCGCUCAUGGACUUUCCGUUCAGUGUCUUCGAACCAGUACCUUGGGCUUGACGGUUUUUCUGGGAAUGGCACCAAGCUCUUAGCCGUCGCCGAACCUUUUGAGUGGCACAUCUGGCACGACGAGAUCGAUGAGACUACAUUCCGAGUUUUCGCCCCAAACACUACGUACAACUUUGACUUGUGGAACUAUGGAGACCCUGUUCCAGGGGACCCGAUUACGCUCUGGACCAAGUGGAAUGGUCUGCACCAGACGUGGCAAUUUGAGCGUGGUGAGUGGGUGACUUACAGCCAUUAA